Molecule: messenger RNA, 5905 nt
Organism: Toxorhynchites rutilus septentrionalis
Lineage: Eukaryota; Metazoa; Arthropoda; Insecta; Diptera; Culicidae
Product: apoptosis-resistant E3 ubiquitin protein ligase 1
Exons: 10
Coding region: 926-3703 (925 amino acids)
Biological process (GO): negative regulation of apoptotic process; positive regulation of protein catabolic process; proteasome-mediated ubiquitin-dependent protein catabolic process
Molecular function (GO): ubiquitin-protein transferase activity
Source: RefSeq, a predicted model, not a curated record
UCGCCCUUUGUCAGUGAGAUAAUACCGCUGCUGGCUGCUGCAAGUUCCCCCAAUGCAGCACACAAGAAGAAGCAGAAAAAUUAAACACAAUUUCAUCUUUUAGUGGUUUCUUUCUUUUGCAAUUUUGGUUUCUGUGAUUUAUUACUUUGCGUUGUGUAUUGAUCCGUGGCAUCAGUCGCGACGCGUGGAUCUUCGUUGUUGUUAGAGUGAUAAACUUUUUUUUUGUAUGUAGUUCAUUGUGUUUUAUCGUGUCGUGAUUGUGAGUGGAGGAAAAUUUCAAAGUAUGAUCGAACUGUAGCCGUCCAUCAAGAAAACAAGCAAACGCGCACCCCAAAACUGGGAAGCCUUCGAGAGUAAACAAAAUUUGUGAUAAGUCGGCAUGUAUCCAAAGCCCGAAGUAAACACUCAUCGCAGACGAACAUUAUAGCUUGCCGCACUAUUUGAGAGCACUCAAGAAACGACGUGCAACGGCGGGAACUAUUCCGUGCGAAACACAAAUGUGCGGAGAUAAGUUAGGGGUGUGAUAAGUGAUAACUCGGACAGGCUGUCCGCGGAAGAAUAAUCAUCAAUCGUCAACUGGACAAUGCCGGUGACAACAGCAGCACAAACAGCUACAGAAAGGCUAAGGUACAUCCCUUUGUCGUCCGCGUCGUCGUUUUCGCUCUCACCGAAAGCGUCGUCACUUCCCGCUGGCAUCAGUCAUAGCAGCAGUAGCAGCAGCAUCAUCUGCUGGGGUACCAUUUUCAGUGCCUUCCAAACCGUGAGUCGCGAUCAAACGCGCCUGGAAUCGGAAGAAAAAUUUGAAAUCUGAUGUGUUGUGAAUAUUUGUUGGAGUGAAGUGUCAACAAAAGGAUUUUUCCCGGUGUAGCUGUUGUUGAAGCAAUUAUUGAAGAUUAAACCUCUGUAGUAACCAUACCUGCAAGAAAUGUGGGCUCCGGAUUCGGAGAUCAACUCGAUUGCCUUCACAACGAUGAGACACUCGGUCUCGGCGUCAUCUGGAAUUUCAUCCCUCUCCAGCUGUGGCGAUCCAGAUCGUUUGCCAGAGCUGCCGCCUGGGGAUGAACAGCGACUGCAGCGAGCCGCCCUCAACCUGCAGCAGAAGUUGAUCCUGCGGGAAUGGCUCAAGGAGCACCGGCUCCAGCACUUCUAUUCCAGACUGGUCUCCAUCGAGGUCUCAUCCCUGGAGGACGUCUACUGGCUGGAGGAUUCCCGAGCCAGUCAGAUACUGGGAAAAGAUUGGCCAGUGUGGUCCCAAGCGCGACAGAAACUUCCAACGUCCAAGUCAAAUCUGGAAGCUCUCAAGGCGGAUCUGUGGUCUACCGUGGUAAAAUCCAGUCAGCACCAAGACGCCUGGACAUGGGGCGGAAUGUUGGUGGUAUCGGUGUCCGUUGCUGGACUGGUAACGCUGGCAGCCAUGACACAGCCUUCACUAGCGCCAGAGGCGCGGCAUUCCUUGUUGCAAUAUGUGACCGGUAAAUAUCUACUUCCGGCCAACUGUAAAGUGCACUGGGACUGGCAGGAUCCAGCAGUGGUCGGAGGAACCAUGUGCUUCUCGGUGCGAUUCUACCAGCGAAACGGUCAGACGUAUCCCAUCUGCGAUACGGAUCAGUUCUUCGUAGAGGUAACAGAGGGGACCCGCAAAAUUAUCACUCUCAGUGAACUCGGCUCGCCGACCGAUCCGAACAGCGGAAACAUCGCUAAGGUCAAGUUUACCGUACGCACAGCUGGUCAGUACAAGAUAUCGGUUUUGAUCGGCCAAAGCCAUAUCGCAGGCAGUCCGUUUUUGAAAACCUUCAUUCCUGGACCGAUGGAUGCUCGCCGAUCGCGACUUAUUCGACCUGCGAGUACGGUUGUGUGCUGCGCCGGGGCCCCGACAUCCCUACACAUUGAACCACGUGACGAACACGGAAACAUAUGUCAAUUCACAGCGGAGUGUGAUCCUGUCAAGGGCUAUCAAAUUGACAUUACUGAUUUGUACGGCAAGCAGUGCGAUAAGUACUCCAACGCAAUCACCCUUUCCUACGACAAAGUUAAUGCGAGGAUAAGUCUGACUGCCCUGUUCCCGGCGCCGAUUUGUCUCCGGGCGGUCAUUAGUUAUGAGAACCAUCCAAUCCCGAAUGGGGACUUUGAUAUAAUCGUUUUAAGCAGCAGCGAUACAACGCUGGUGCAUAAAAAUAUUGCUUCUAGGAAGCACAAUAUUUGCUACGAGGCAAAACUGUUUGGUGUCUACGGUCAACAGCGUUGGACGAAACCAAGGAAAGUGUUAUGCUACGUGGGACCAAAACAGGUCACUAUCAAGGAGAUGAUCCUCAAGAUAAUACCCAAACGAAUCGCCACGUUUCGGUUGUGUCCUUCGACUAAGUUCCAAUUUCUGCCUCCGUCCAACAUCCAAAUCAACAACAACCACGGAGCGAUCUUCAUCAUCGACGAUGGCUGCCAACCUAAGAUCGAGUUAGCUUCGAAGGAGCGCAACGUGAUCGCGGCCACAUUCACACACUUCCUGCUGAAAAACAUCGGUGGAUCCGAGACGUUCAAAGACAAGCAAGACUUUUUCUACCACGAAGUGAGACUCGUACGAAAGUUCCAUUCCAACUAUUACCACGAGAAGAUCUCGCUGAAGGUGCAACGGGACAAAAUCCUGGAGUCGAGCAUGAAGGCCACCAAGCAUUUCUCCGUGUCCGAUUGGUGCGGAAACUUCGAAGUCACGUUCCAAGGAGAGCAGGGUAUCGAUUGGGGUGGUCUUCGAAGGGAAUGGUUUGAACUCAUCUGCAGUGCCCUGUUCGACGCACGGGGUGGCCUGUUCUGUACAUUCCAUGACAAAAGACAAGCCCUGGUUCACCCGAAUCCAAACCGGCCGCCACAUUUGAAGCUGAAGCACUUUGAGUUCGCCGGCAAAGUGGUUGGAAAGUGUCUUUACGAGAGUGCCCUCGGAGGAACCUAUCGGCAACUGGUUCGGGCGCGAUUCUCCCGCUCGUUUCUAGCGCAGCUGAUCGGCCUGCGGGUACAUUACAAGUACUUUGAGCAGGACGAUCCGGACCUUUAUCUCUCGAAGAUAAAGUACAUCCUCGAUACGGAUUUGGACACCAGUGAAAAUUUGGAGCUGUACUUUGUAGAGGAAAUUUAUGACACGAGUGGUCAGCUGCUGAAGACCGUAGAGCUCAUUCCUAACGGGUCCAAAACGAGAGUAACGAACGCGACAAAAAGUCAGUAUUUGGAUGCCUUGGCGCAACAGCGGCUAUGUAAUAACGUCCGGGAAGAGAUCGAUAGCUUCUUGAAGGGACUUAACGGAAUCAUUCCGGACAAUUUAUUGAGCAUUUUCGAUGAGAAUGAGUUGGAGCUUUUGUUGUGUGGCACCGGAGAGUACUCAAUCGCAGAUUUUCGAGCUAAUCAUAUUGUGAACGGAGGAUCACCCGAGUUCCGACGAGUUCUGGGGUGGUUUUGGGCCGCUGUAGGAAACUUCUCGCAAACUGAAAUGGCACGGUUGUUGCAGUUUACCACAGGAUGUUCUCAACUGCCACCGGGUGGUUUUCAGGAACUCAAUCCAAGAUUUCAGCUCACCGCGGCUCCAACGUUUGGGAAUUUGCCCACAGCGCACACAUGCUUUAAUCAACUCUGCCUGCCGGACUACGAGUGCUACGAGCAGUUCGAAAGGGCUUUGAUGUUCGCCAUCAGCGAAGGCACCGAAGGGUUUGGAAUGGUUUAGGCACAACUAAUUAAAAAAACAGCUUGUGGAGAUUCUAGAAGACCAAAAACAGACAACAACAAAACUUCAAUUCUGCUAUUUUGAAGCAGUUCAUACAAUAUAAAUUUGGACAUCCAAAACAAAACUCCUUUUAAACUUUCGACUUAACAAUUCAGUGAAAAGAAUCAGUUUACCGUCUACGAUAUUUUUGGAAACUGAUCAUUUCAAAGUUAGUGCAUAUAUAGAUUGCAAAAUUAGCAUUUUCGCUUUGAAGUCGAGUUAAUUACGUACGAACCCCCCUUCCCUUUCGAAUCGGCGGAUUAUUCGAUUUAUACCUUUAUGAUAUUAUCAGGGCGACGAAACAUAGGUUUUUAAUGUUCGGCUGGUUGAGUCCCACACACGUUUGGUUGGCAACAUCCGAUCCGAUAGGUGCCAAAACAGAAGGAAUAUGAAUAUCCACUAGCAGAUUAAAUUAAGUUUCCAAAAUCGAAAAGGCGCGCGAAGUAGUUUUCUUCUGGGCUUGGGAUUUUUUACGAUUAGUGCCAAACAAAAAAAAACAUGGAAAGAAACAAGUCGCCACCACUUUUCCAAAUCAUUAUAACUAGAACACACGUUUAUAUUAGCGAUGAAAGUAGAAGGAAAGGUAAAAAAAAUGAAACUAAAAACGCGAUAACAUUCGAGAUCUCAUUCAAAUUUGAAAAAUGCGCCUUAACACUCAAAAUACUAGAAAUUUGGGAGUGUAUUAUUUGAUAACAAAACAAAAUCGAUAAAAAAGACACAAUUUACAGGCAAAGGCACAAAGACGAAAGGUGGAAGCGAAAUAAGAAAACAUGUGAUUUGUAGAUGAUUAAGCGUUAGUAUUAACAAAUCUCAUCAAAUUCUCACUCGAAACGUAUCAACCAUUUUCUAAAAACCCAUUAAACUGGAAGCUUAUUCUCUAUCGUUCAAAUUUUUGUGGAAUCGGCUAUCUACACGAGGAAGACACAAAGCAACUUGAGUAAGACGUAAAAAAACACAACGAGGAAACAAAAAUAUAAGAAGAAAAAAAACUAUUCAUUCCAUUCCAAUGGGAAGUAGUACUCUUAGAGAUAAUUUCUUUGACAGUGAAUUUGAAAUAGAAGUAAUCAAAUCCUAAGCGCUAAUAACUAAUAACUAGAAUCUGAACACAACAAACUCUGAUUCUGUGAUAUUUCAAGAAGAAGAAAAGAACAUUUGAGAACAUUAUCGAUUGUACGUCGUUUGGAUAUAAUUAUUUUGCGCGUUUCUAGCAAUACUCUCACCAUUUACUAUGUUCCGUUUGACAUUUACGUCAGAGCUUUUACAUCCUCUUUUUAGCUCGUAGGGUUGCAUUAAUGAAAGUAGGCGUCAGAUAUAAGUACAUAUGUUAUCAUGAUUACUGUUAUUAGGUUAGUCGCAGCGAGGAAGAGAACGUAGAGAUGGACGAAACGCUAAACCAUUUGUGCCAUAUUAAAUAUUUGCCCUAGCCGUUUCGAAACCUUAGCAUUUUCGCCCAUUCGAGAAGUGUAGAGAAUUACUGAUACCAACACCGUGCUCUUCGUCGUUAUUAUUCCUGAUUUCUAGUUGCUGCUGUGCAAUAUCCGCAAAUUCAAAGCAUCGGAUAUCAAUCAUAAUCUAUAGCCAAAUCUUUAUUCCUCGAGCCUAUCCAGUAUUAACCCAAACGUGAUUCAAACGUUCGCAUUUGUUACCACGGGUUUGAAUUUCGACACUCAUGUUUGGAUAAAUCAUAUCAAAUCAGAGUGGCUGAACCGCGGAAAUGAUUUAAGAAUAUUCAGAUUUCAUUUGGAUCUUUUCACCGAGGAAGACGCGAAUAAUCACAAACCCUCAUGUAUGUUCAAACACACGGUACAGUAGAAUUGGACAAGUUGCUGUGGUUGCGUUCAUCAUAGACUCAGAAUGAACUAAGCUGUUCUCUCUCUACACUAUUAAUAAUCAUCGGCAAGUAACGCAAACCUGCUUCUCUUCUAAUCGGUUUUUAAUCCUGUUUCGGGGAUAGCAAUUUAGCUAACUAUAGUCGACCCAAUUGUUCUGAAGAGUAAAACCGAAAAUAAACCAAGUAUUCGUAAGUUAAAAACAAUUUAUAAACAUUUGUUUAGGGAACAACAUUCUGACAGCAGUGCAUAUAAAAUAUUCCACUGAAGAAACAAUUCUUUAAAUACCAAUGAAAAAACCAAACAAUUAAACAUCCAAUAAUUAUUCCUCAGU